UUUUGAGGAAAACGCGGAAUGUUGAUAUCGACUAGAAUUAACAAUAAUCGGAUAGAUAAUCAACAUUUCAUUAUCUACGAAGUUUGAUCAGCCUUAUCUGAGGUGUUUCAUCUGUUAUCGGAAAAUGGCGUUCCAAGUACCCAGCUUGUUGUAGUUUGGCAACAGGACAGGUGACUUGCCAAUGUAGGACGAUGAUUAUUUUUCCGUGUAGUGAUUGUGAAAAAGUGAUGCGUGAAUACAAUUAAUAGGUGGAUGUGAACUGGAUAAUGGGCACUCGCAUUCCCUUGUCACUACUACGAGAUCUCAAGUGCCGCCACUGCAAAAACUUUCUAUCUUGUGGUCCAGUAUAUGUGACACCCGACUGCGGGCUACUCUGCGGAAGAUGCAAGGCCCUAGCUAAGCCAAACUUCCGCAACUAUGUGUAUGAGGAACUGGCCAACACUUUCGUCUUUCCCUGCCUGAACUGGGAGAAACACUGUCCAGAAGAAGGCCCAUGGAAUACGCUGAAACACCACGAGAUCGACUGUCCCUACGGAAGUUCUUGCUCGAAGCUUUGCGUGGAUCCAGCUGCGUUUUUCUCGUCCAAGAAGAAUUUGCCGAACGAGGAAAAUUUGCUAUACCUGGAAGUACCUGAGAAAUGCCUGAACCUAGUAUCAUGCAAAAACUGCGGCAAAUACCUAUCCAGUCAACCUGUCCAUAUAAACGUGGUUGGCAGCAACAUCUGUCACCGCUGCUACCUAUCCAACGGUCUUCCACCACACACUCUUCGAAACUUGGCCUACGAGAAACUAGCUAACAUCUUCAGAUUCCCAUGUAUAUUCAGGGCGAAAGGUUGCCCAAUAAAAUUUCGUUUCGGACGUGACAGUUGGGAGCAUGAGGUGAACUGUCACUACAGGGACGUGCAGGUGCACUCCACGCCCGGUACACCGGAGUUGGAUCCGAACACUCUACAUAUUCAUAUAGAUAACAGUGGGUACCGACCCUCAGUUGAGGGAGAUUUCUACAUGGACAGCAGGAAUAACAGCAGGGAGGUGCCAAGGAUCGAGCUGCCUAGGGUAUCCUCGAUAUUGAGAAAUCAGGAUUAUGCGAGGGAGACUAGACUUAACCAACAGCGGAAGAAAGAGCAAAGGCAGAUGGUCACUAAGCAAAGUAGAGAGUAUAAGGAUAAUCUGCUACACCCACCUGGCCUUGAAUACCAUCAGUUCGGUUACGAAUCAGGACGAAAAGAAACUAUAAACGAUUUCAACAAAAACCGAAUCCCAGAUAAGGAGCGAGGUAUCGUCCCCACCCACACGGGCCACGUCUAUGCAACCCUCACUAAGGACCCCGUCCUAUUCGCGCCACCCCAAAGACAGCCGUACCCCAGUAAUGGCCAGCAAGUAACAAAAGAGUUCCAGGACAAAAUUAUGCGCAGCGACUCGAACGUCUCCCAGAAGAACUCCCCCGUCCAAGAAAGAAUAAGAAAUUCCAUUGUUUCCAGUUCCUUGGGGCAGGAAACGGAAAAGAAAAAGCAGGGGAUGCACAGUUAUAACACCCUGGGAAUCCCACCGCCACCUGGUGCUGCCCGUCAGAACUCCGACGGUUUCUCGGGGUUGAACAAGAGUUACAUGAAGGAUCUUGAGGGUUUCAAUGAGGACUACGCGCCUGUUAUCAAGGAAUAUGUCCAGUUCAAUCCUCAAAAUAACGUGCAGAGGAACGAGAGUUUGACUAUUGGCAAUCCUGAUAUCAUCGCGGAAUUGAAGAUGAGGAAUCAACAGAAAAGGAGAAUACGGCAAGAUGAAGAAGAUAGUGAUAGUUUGGGAAUUGUGUGAAGUGCAAUUGAUGUUGGAUGUGGUGAAAUUUCCUACUCAAAAUAGUGAGGAUUAUGUACCGAAGAACAGAUGGAGAUGAUGAUAACUUGAAAGUGGAUAUUUCAAAUUUUUUACCUGUAAAUAACAUCCUUCAAUUUACCCUUUGACAACCAAUAUAACCAAUACAUUUUUUGAUCAUUUGGGGCAUCUUGACAGCAUUUUGAUUAUAGAUACUAGUCCAAAUUCUUAAUCCUCAUUUAGCCUCUAAGAUUUUUCCUUCUUGAAACCUCACUUUUCAUUUCUUAUGCAAAAUCAUUCAUUACCUUAUUAAAUGAUUCGUAGAUAA
Coccinella septempunctata (seven-spotted ladybird) is the source of this 2136-nucleotide messenger RNA. RefSeq lists its product as uncharacterized. NCBI's taxonomy places the organism in Eukaryota, Metazoa, Arthropoda, Insecta, Coleoptera, Coccinellidae. Gene Ontology annotation, biological process: proteasome-mediated ubiquitin-dependent protein catabolic process; multicellular organism development. The transcript has 4 exons. The coding region runs from base 267 to 1811 and encodes 514 amino acids. The record is from RefSeq and is a predicted model, not a curated record. Gene Ontology annotation, cellular component: cytoplasm. Gene Ontology annotation, molecular function: ubiquitin protein ligase activity; ubiquitin conjugating enzyme binding.